Messenger RNA from Vespula vulgaris, 6686 nucleotides. RefSeq lists its product as uncharacterized. Lineage: Eukaryota; Metazoa; Arthropoda; Insecta; Hymenoptera; Vespidae. Gene Ontology annotation, cellular component: anaphase-promoting complex. The transcript has 6 exons. The record is from RefSeq and is a predicted model, not a curated record. Bases 816 to 1796 code for a protein of 326 amino acids. Gene Ontology annotation, biological process: anaphase-promoting complex-dependent catabolic process. Gene Ontology annotation, molecular function: zinc ion binding; ubiquitin protein ligase activity; cullin family protein binding.
CUUUCGACGAUAUAAUUUAUAUAUAUAUAUACAUAUACAGAAUAAUAUUUUAUUAACGAUAAUAUAAUUAUUAAUGAAAGAAUAACUUAGUAAGAUACUUAGGAAUAUCGAAAUAUGUUUCAAUCGUUUUCUACAUACGUAUAUCAUUAAUAAUUAUUUCUAACGUUUUUCACGAACAUAUGGAUCAUAUUAACUGUUUUGCGUAAUUUUUAUAUACACGUAUAAAUCGUCUAUAAGAAUAUUGCGUAAUUAAACAAGACGCGCCAAAAUUUGAAUUGUUUCGCUAUUCAAGUAUUUAUAUAUCAUCGUUGGGCGCCAAAAGAGGCCAUGACGACAUACAAGAACACGUAGCUUAAUUUCUUCGAAUAUUUUGAAGAUUCUUCGCACGAGAGGAGAAACAGAGAGGUAGAAAUUCAUUUUAUUACUGUUAAAGUAGAAACUAUUUAAAUUCUAGAACGUAGAAACAUAUUAUUUGCGUAUUGAUUUGUUAUCGAUCGUACGUGAUAUACGAAAUAUAAAUCGCGUUAUCGAGCUUCUUUUGUUGAAUAACGUUAAACAAGGUAACGUUUGGAAAAAAGCGAGAAUGACCUUGGUAAGGUGACACGAGCUAUUACGAUCAAGUAAUAAAAGUAUCGGUGCUUAUAUUCUACGUCGCAGCAGAACGAUCUCACAUUUCAUGUAACUCGAUUUUGAGGUUAUGUCGUUGUUCUUUUGUUAUUUCAUUACGAUGGUAUCAAGUUUGGUACAGUGAUAUAACGUAAUUCUUCGUGUAUAUAUAAUCGUCUGAGUUAGGACACAUUUAGUUGCUCUCGUCCAUGGGAUUUAUCGAUGAUGAAUUGCACGAAGUAUCAAAACUUUGUCACAAUGUCGUCGAUAAUAGCCGCAUCAUUUCUUGUGUGCAGACUAUGGUUCGCGUCGAAAUAACGAAGACAGCGUUCAAGAAAAUCGUCGUGUGCAUUCAAUUUCCAGAAGAUUAUCCGUCCGUUCCACUUUUAAUUGAGCUUAAAAGUAAGACUUUGUCGGAGAGAUUACUUGCUAAAUUAACAGACGUUUGCGAAAAAGAGUGCAAAAAUUUGUUGGGAAAAGCUCAGGUAUUACCGACCUUGAAGUUAAUUCGUAAUUUCAUUGAAGAGAAUCCGCUCAUUUGUUGUUAUGAUGAGAUCUCAUCCAUAAAAAAGUUGCUUCAAGAGCAAGACGAGUUUAAAUUGAAACAGAAGAAUUCCAGCAUUGGACUAAGAAUUCAACAAGGAUUGUAUUAUUUUAAAGUUAAGAUAGAAGUACCGAACGAUUAUCCAGUUAAUUGCAUAAAUCUAGGAGACGCGGAGGCGAACUUUCCACCUGUACUUUCUCGUUAUUUUUUGGGCCAAGGUAAAGAAUUAGGUAGAAGAUGCGUGGAACCACCAUUGCAGACAGGAGCUCAGCAAAAAUCCUUUGCACCUUCUCCCUCUUUAGAAGUCGUCAUUUCCUUUCUUAUAAAAUCAGUGAAAACAUUGCCCACAGAAAAUUGUCAGUUGUGCAAGAUACCUUGUUUACCGGCGAAUCCAAAAGAAGUAGUAACAGACGAAAAAGCAAAUCUUCAUGUAGAAAGAUUAUAUUGCAGUCAUUUGUUUCACUUACAAUGCCUCCUAAAAUUCAUGAAGACACCGCCAUUCCAUGGGGGUAAGAAAUGUCCAACUUGCGGACAGCGCAUUUAUCAUGACAAAUGGGGUGUCAGUGAGAAGCUCGCAGAGGAUCGUUGGGCACACGAACAGGCGCGAGCUAGGGAAUUGGCAGAGGUAGCUGACUUUUUGGAGUGAAUCCUUUACUGAUGUGCACAAACUUGUGGUUUAUCUCUGUCCAUGGUAUAGCUAAGUGAACGUUAAUGAAAUCAAAAGUUUGAUACCUCGAUGUAUCGCUACUUUGAGGUUAUAGUAUUAAUGAAUUCUUGCCACUGAACAAUUUUGAUGCUACCGACCAGCAAUUAUUUUAUAUUUAAUACUAUAAGAGAUUAAAUAUAAGUGUUCACCGGCAGAUUCAUAAAUCGUGGUAAGUGCGAUACGAUGCGAUCGUUCUCACGUUGAUAACAUUUUUUUGAAAUUAUAAUUCGAUUCGUCAUUAGAAUGAUAUUUAUGAAUUGAUUUUAAUUUCUCUUGAUAAAAUUGCUGAUGAAUACAGAAAACACAUUUCGAUCGUUCGUUACAUGAUUUUUUAAUAUUUUUAUUUUUUUUUUAUUUUUUUUUUUCACAUAGAAAUACUUUAAAGCAUCAUGUGUUCGCCUGCAUAAGCUAGGACUUUGAUAUAUUCGUUAAUGAAGUAUCUGUUAAGAUAUUAUUUCAAGAAUGUAGGUUUUAUUCGUUAUUGCGACACAGUGUUUAUUUUUCCGAUGAAAAUGCUCUUGAACGAGAAAGUACCAUACUUUUUACAACUAACUAACUAAAUAAAUAAAUAAACAUGUAUUAAUAGAUUUAAGACACAUACGUGAAAUCGAUUAAAAAUCGAUGAUAUUACGUACAUGUAUUUAUAUCUUUCAGCAAAAAUAGGAAAGUUUAUAGCUUUAUAUAUAACUUUCUUUUUAAUCUAUAUACAUAUCAGAUAUUUUCUGAUAUUAUCUAUAUUUGGAAUACGAUACUGUAACGUCGAUAGGUAAUAGUGAAAGUAGGGUAAAAUGAGAUAAUAGAUUAAAAAUCUAUUUUGAGUACAUGCGAUAUAUAAAAUAAUUCGAGGUAGAUUCGAAAUUGGGCAGAUUUGUCGAAUUUAGAAUAUACAACGCAACAUACGUACAUAUAUACAUACAUGCAUGCAUGCAUACUUACUAUGAACUACACGUAUAUAUAUGUUUUCUUUGUCAUAUAUAGGAAGUAGCAUUUUUGCAUAAUAAAAAAAUGAGGAAGGUCAGGGAGAAGAGACCAAAGUAGAAAACAAUAGUGAGGAGCCUUUGUAUGUACAUAAGUAAAUACACACGUAUGACCGCAUACGUACUAUGUUUCUCUUCCGCAUGUAGAAACACGUGUAUAUCUCUUUGUGACCGUGGUUGUGACGUAUUGAUCCUCUGUACCGACUACGAUGAUCCUCUUUCUAUCUCUCUCUUCUUUCUUUCUCUUUCUCUCUUUCUCUUUCUCUCUCUCUCUUUCUCUCUCUUUCUCUUUCUCUUUCUCUUUCUCUCUCUCUCUUUCUUUCUUUCUUUCUUUCCCUUGUAAUAGCUUCGCGGCCUCGUUUGUACGUACAUACCCAUUUUUUUUUUUUUUCUAUAACUUCUUCAUUUCACUCUUUAUCUUUUUACACGUUUUAACACUUUCUUCAAAACAUUGAUAACUUUUUUAUUUUUUAUCCUUUUUUUUCAUUUAUUUUCUCUUUAAUCUUACUCUUUAAUAAAAAUUAUCAAUCAAAUUUAUCUUUCAUUAAAUAUUUUCAUAGGAAAUGUGAUUAAUGUUUUUUUAAAGAAAUGGGAGAUUGAGAGAGACGUAAAGAGAGAGAGAGAGAGAGAGAGAGAGAGAGAGAGAGAGAGAGAGAGAGAGAGAGAGAGAGAGAUAGGAGGAGAGAGAGAGAGUUAGAUAGAUAGAUGCAUCUAAAUUAUAAUUUAAUUCAAUCGCAGCUGCGACCAUAUAGUUCGAGCUUGUUUGUUCGCACGAGUAUGUGCUCUGCAUUAAACUUAGUCGUAGGAGACAGCUUGGCAGACUAAUUCCCGGUUAUCGAUUGUACGAAUACGUGGAAACGCACCGCCGUGUCGUACUUAGAGGGCGGACACACUAAACGGUAACAGAUCAAUAUGUUCUCCUCAAGAAAGAGAUAAGUACGCGAAAGUUGAACGAUACUUUUUCUUUUUUUCUGAUUUUCUUUUCUUUUUCCGUUUUUUUUCCGUCUUUUUUUUUUGUUUUCUUUUUUUUUUUGUUCGAAGAUAAAAUUCAAGCGAGAUCCAAACUUGGAUCAUUUGUAUAUAUUCUUAUCUGUAAAUUCAUAAUUAAUGCGUUUCUCGUUCGACGUUCCAAAUGUUGGAAUUCACGCAAGGCAAAGUGAAUUAUUUAUGAUAAAAAAUAAUAAUAAUGAUAAAAUGUACGUUUUACGUCUCGACUUAAUAAUCGUGUAGGUUUAAUAAUCUCGGGCGAAAAAAAAAUAAAAGAAAAUGUUCGAAGCGAGACGGUGUAAUUGCUUUUGCGAUUAUUUCUAUCGAUCUGCUUCCUUUUUUCGUCGAAAACGAAUGCUUAUCUCUUAUCUCGGCGUGAUAUCCAAUUAGAUACCGAGAAGGAAAUGAGGAAAGAAAAAAAAUAGAAAAAAAGAUAGACGGAAAGAAAGAGAGAGAAGAAAAAAAAACAAAAAUAAGAAGAAAGGAAAAAAAGAGAGAGAAAAUUCCACGUAUCGCGUGCAAUUUCAUUAUUGCAUCGGCAUUAUUAGUCCUUCGACCGUCGUGUUUGGUUUAGGGUCGAUUCCUGCCGGUAUAUUGUUUGACUGGUCACUGCCCAUGGGUUUUGUUGACGAUUGCUAGGGGACCCCUUACUCCCCCUCGAUCUCCUCGACGCACCUGGAGUCGUUCACACCGAUUUCUUUUUAGCUUGUGAGAGUUUCUUCCUUUUCAUGGAAAGUAAAUCCUUUGUUGAAAAAAACUAUACUUAUUAGAGAAAGAUUUUCGUUGAAAGUGAAUUAUACGUGUAUGUGUAUUCCAUAAAACGUGUGUGUGUAUUCCAUAAAACGUGUGUGUGUAUUCCAUAAAACGUAUGUGUGUAUUCCAUAAAACGUGUGUGUGUAUUCCUUAAAACGAACUUGUAAUUUUAAUUCAUCCGUGUAUAUACACACACACACAUAUAUAUUGAACAUAAAUGAUAAGUGUCUUCAAAGAAAUGUGUAAAAAAAAAUGUUCGUCGAUCAAUCAAUAGUAUAAAUAUCAAAGGAUUAAUCAAUAUGAAAUCGAUUAACUCUUCUGUUAACAGUUUUCGAGGAUCAUAUUGAGAAUAGGAUUUCUUGAUAAGAUGGAUGGUUUGAUUGAGAGAAAAGAAUUCAGUAGGUACUUGUACGCAUUCUUGAGGAUUAACUAUGCAACUGGGAUAUCCUUGCAUCUCGAUAAGCAAACCUUAAGCCCGAUGGGCGAACGGUAUUAGAGAGAGAGAAAGAGAGAGAGAUAGAUACGUAGAUACAUAGAUAGAUAGAUAAAUAGAUAGGUAGAUAGAUAGAUAGAUAGAUAGAUAGAUAGAUAGAUAGAUAGAUAGAUAGAUAGAUAGAUAGAUAGAUAGAUAGAUAGAGAGAGAGAGAGAGAAGAGAUACACCUAUAAUUGCACGUAGGGCAGCUUCGUCGUAACGCUUCAUGGAUCAAUAGCUGGGAAAUGGCCGGAAGCCAAGUCCGACGAUGUCGUUUCGAGUUUUGCCGUUGUCAUCGUACGGGACCUAAACCCCUUCUUCGUCGUGUCCCACUUGUGUUAUCAACCUUACACGCAUCUUUUUCCUUCAUCCUUUUAUUUUUCUUCCAUUUCUUAUUUUCCCUCUUUAUCUUUCUACUUUUAUUUGUAGUAACGCAGGAGUUCACGAGUCUCGAGCCCUUCGCAGUUUUAUCGUUACGAUCGACCGGUCCUUAACGGACUGUUUUAACGGGGAGAGGGAGGGGGAAACAGAGAGAGAGAGAGAGAAAGAGAAAGAGAGUAUCUAACGAGUACUUCGAAAGCAAGUUGAAAAUAUCGAUCGUAACCCUUUCACUGUCACGCCCCGAUUAUCCUACCCGAGACUCCUCGAUGUCUGCGAUUUUCGAUAUUUUCUUUUGUCUCGGUGGUUACACUUCUCUCUCGGGAGUAAUCAGUCUCGAUAGCUUUGGUAAAACAUUUUCAGAUGAUUUUUUUUACACACGUGUGUGUGUGUGUAUGUAUCUAUCUAUCUGUCUAUGUAUGUAUGUAUGUAUGAAUGUAUGUAUGGAUCGACGUAUGUACGUACGUAUUAAAAUACAUAUAUUAAAAUACGAUGAAUGAUUUAAUCCAAUCUUAACAUAUUGACUAUCAAUGAAAAAUUUUAUUAAAAUUCUUUCUCGACGGAAACAUUAAAGAAUUUUCGAUCGAUCGAACGAAGAAAGAGGAAACUCAUCGGUUGGAUAAUUUGUUAAAUAAUCGAACGAUCGUACAUCCCAACGAUAUCAAAGUUUUUUCAUCUGCUUCUCGUAGAAAUUUUCUGUGUGUGUUAUACACAUAUAUAUAUAUAUAUAUACAUACAUACAUAUAUACAUACAUACAUAUAUAUGUACAUAUAUAUGCGUAUUACGAAGGAUCGGCGGCUUCGUAGUACGAUUCGUGGUACGCAGCAUGCGCACCGCGGGACGCCAUUUAUCCGAGGAUCUCUAAAUACCCCUGAGGGUCGCUAUCAAAGCACCCUCCUGGCGAGUAUUGCGGAAUCGUCGUAUAAAGGAUCGCCGAUCCGAUGGCAUGGAUCGGAUAUUGUUUGCAUUUCCCUUUUCUUACUUUGCUUCACCUCUCAGGAACGAUGUGAUUCAUUUCUGUUCGAUUUCAAUCUUGCUUUUUGUGCGGUGAGGUAAGGGAAGGAUGUGAUGUAUCUUUGUGAUAAAAUAAUAUUACCUAUUUGUUAAUAGAAAUUUGUUAUUGUUGUGUUUUUUUAUCUUCGAAGAUUAUCGUGGAAAAACUUGAAGAUUGAUUUUUCUUCUAUCGAAUAUUUUUCACUCGAUGUAAUAAUAUAAAUAAUAAUAAUAAGAAUAAUAAUAAAAAUGAAAAAAAUAAUAAUAA